Messenger RNA from Musa acuminata AAA Group (dessert banana), 1392 nucleotides. RefSeq names its product CBS domain-containing protein CBSX5. NCBI's taxonomy places the organism in Eukaryota, Viridiplantae, Streptophyta, Magnoliopsida, Zingiberales, Musaceae. Gene Ontology annotation, cellular component: nucleus; cytoplasm. Bases 1 to 1170 code for a protein of 389 amino acids. The record is from RefSeq and is a predicted model, not a curated record. The transcript has 2 exons.
AUGGCAGUGAGCUUGGUGUCGAAUGAGGUGUCGGACCUCUGCAUCGGGAAGCCAGCGUUGAGAUCGCUGCCGCUCUCCGCGGCCGUCGUCGGCGACGCCCUCUUCGCCCUCAGGGGAAGCGGCGAGCCCCACCUUGCCGUGGUCUCCGCAGACCGGGACGCGCCGGACAAGAAGGCCGUCACCGGGAAGCUCUGCGUCGCGGACGUCAUCUGCUACCUCUGCUCCGACGGCAACCUCGAGUCGCCGACCGUUGCGCUCGAGCGGCCCGUCUCCGUCCUCCUUUCCAAGGGCGCCGGCCUCGUCCGCCGCGUUGAGCGGCAGUUCAGCGUAUUGGAAGCUCUCGAUUUGAUCCUCGACGGAGCGCAGAACCUUGUGGUCCCCAUUGGCUCCGUCGGCCGGAAGAAGCUCCACCACGGCGGUGGCGGGGCCACCGUCGAAUACUGCUGGCUGACACAUGAGGACUUCGUCCGCUACUUCCUUAACUCCAUCGCCGUCUUCUCCCCCAUUGCCACGCUCUCCAUCGAUGCCGUCGGCCUCGUCCGCUCCGCCACCGCCCUCACCGUCCGCCACGACGAGCCCGGACUCGCCCUCCUCCCUGUCCUCCGCCGCGCUCUCUCCGAACAGGCCGCGGUGGCCGUUGUCACCGACGACGGCCGACUGCUGGGCGAGAUCUCCCCCUUGGCUCUUUCUGCCUGCGACCUCAUGGCCGUGACCUUGGCUGCCGGCGUCGCAACCCUCACGGCAGGCGACCUCAUGGCCUUUGUCGACUACUAUGGCUCGCCACCGGAGUCCCUCGUCCGCGCAAUUAGAGAAGGACUGAAGGAGAAGGGGUUGCAGGAGAUGCUUGAACUAAUGGAAGACGUGUUGUCCUCGUUCUCCCACUCGUCCUCGUCGCCGUCGGCCUCCUCCUCCUCCUCAUCCGACGAGGAGUCAUGCGGGGGAAGGCUGCCGAGGAGGCUGAGGUCGAGGAGCUUCUCCAUGGGGAGGAGAUCGGAGGAGCCGGAGGUGUGCCACCCCGGGAACUCGCUGGUGGCCGUGAUGGUCCAGGCGCUGGCGCACCGGGUUAGCUAUCUGUGGGUCGUCGACGAAGACGACUAUAGCCUCAUCGGCAUCGUCACGUUUGCCGACAUGCUGAGGGUUUUCCGAGAGCAGCUGCAGCCAUCUCUGUAAGAUCUCAAGUGCGGGAAUCAGGUCCAUGGGAGGAGAGGAGUUCAGAUGAAUUCUCACUCUCUCUCCCAGUGUUUUGGAGUGUUGAAUGUUGUUUACUUUUGUGCUUUGAAUGUAUCGAGUCUGAGACAUCUCCAGAGGCUUUGGUAGCCAUGGAUUGCUUGGUUUCUUGUCAUUGGACUUUAGACUGUUGCUGCUUUAUCUGAGACAUCUCUGUUGAGGCUU